Trematomus bernacchii (emerald rockcod) is the source of this 2633-nucleotide messenger RNA. RefSeq lists its product as uncharacterized. Gene Ontology annotation, biological process: cell surface receptor signaling pathway. The transcript has 16 exons. The coding region runs from base 14 to 2371 and encodes 785 amino acids. Gene Ontology annotation, molecular function: transmembrane signaling receptor activity. Lineage: Eukaryota; Metazoa; Chordata; Actinopteri; Perciformes; Nototheniidae. The record is from RefSeq and is a predicted model, not a curated record.
CACACAUUUUCAUAUGAAAUGUUCUGUUUUGGUGAGAAAGCCCAUGGAUUAUAAAUUUCAGUCUUUCUAUUUGCACAAAGUAGAAGACUUUCUCAGAAGCAGAUUAUCAGUGUUGGAUGUGAAGAUGGGACACACUUUGCUCUGUCUACGGGGUUUUUUCUUUCUGUAUUUACUUUACCGUGGACAAGCUCAAGAUGCUGUACUGACCAUUGAGCCAAACUGGACUACUUUUUUUACCGGAGAGUCUGUUACCUUCAAGUGUGACUUUACAGGAGACAAAGACAGCGACUGGUUUUACUCAAUCUACAGGAAUGAUCAAGAAUGGCUUCAUUACAACAAACAUGAGAGCUAUGAAUUACAUUCUCUAACUCCAGGCUACAGUGGUACAUACCAAUGUUGUUUUGAUCAGAAGGGCUCAAGAAAGGAAAGCAAUAAAAUCUAUCUAAAUGUAUCAGACAGACCUAAGCCUGUCCUCACUGUGUCUCCAUCAUGGCCGAGUCCUGGAGCCUCAGUAACUCUGAACUGCAGGGUUGAUCAUCCUUCUGCUGGCUGGAGCUUCUACUGGUAUAAGGCUGUUCCCCAAAAGUCAGACCACUUCUACAACUCCUACAACUCCUACAGCUAUGAGCUGCUACCUGGCAGCGAGAAUGGGACUGAACAGCAUCUCUUCAUCAUUGAUGGACAAACACACACAGCAGGAUAUGUGUGCAGAGCAGGAAGAGAGGAUCGAGUGUAUUACAGUUGGCAUAGUGAACCUAAGUUUGUCUGGUCUGGAGAUUUGAAUUCAGCAGCGUCUCUCACAGUGAGUCCUGACAGUGUGCAGCACUUCACCAAAACGUCUGUGUCACUGAGCUGUGAGGGAAACUCCACUGAGUGGAGAGUGAGGAGGUUUACGAAAUCUGACAACCUUUAUCAAUGUUCUUCCUGGGGGAAAAUGACUGGAUCCACAUGCACAAUAACCAGCAGCUGGGUUAGUGGAGUGUUCUGGUGUGAGUCUGAAACAGGACAGUUCAGUAAUGCAGUCAACAUCACUAAAUAUGACAGACCUGAGGCUGUCCUCACUGUGUCUCCAUCAUGGCCGAGUCCUGGAGCCUCAGUAACUCUGAACUGCAGGCUUGAUCAUCCGUCUGCUGGCUGGAGCUUCUACUGGUAUAAGGCUGUUCCCAAACUGCCAGACCACUCCUACAACUCCUACAGCUAUGAGCUGCUACCUGGCAGCGAGAAUGGGACUGAACAGCAUCUCUUCAUCAUUGAUGGACAAACACACACAGCAGGAUAUGUGUGCAGAGCAGGAAGAGAGGAUCCAGUGUUUUACAGUUGGCAGAGUAAACCUAAGUUUGUCUGGUCUGGAGAUUUGAAUUCAGCAGCGUCUCUCACAGUGAGUCCUGACAGUGUGCAGCACUUCCCCACAACGUCUGUGUCACUGAGCUGUGAGGGAAACUCCACAGAGUGGAGAGUGAGGACGUUUACGAAAUCAUACCUUUAUCCCUGUUCUUCCUCGGGGAAAAUGACUGGAUCCACAUGCACAAUAACCAGCAGCUGGGUUAGUGGAGUGUUCUGGUGUGAGUCUGAAACAGGACAGUUCAGUAAUGCAGUCAACAUCACCAUAGAUGAUGAUGAAAUGAUCCUGGUGAGUCCUGUCCGUCCUGUGGCUGAGGGACGUUCUGUCACUCUUAGCUGCAAGUUCAAGACAGGAUCUGUUCUUUAUAAUGUGGAUUUCUAUAAAGAUGACAAACUCAUCCAGAACGAUACCAGGAAGGAGCUGAACAUCUCUGCAGUGUCAAAGUCAGACGAAGGCUUUUAUAAAUGUAAACAGAGAGAUUCAGCAGAUGGUAGGACGUCACCAGAGAGUUGGUUCUCAGUCAAAUCAGCGUCCAGGCCUGGAAAAGCCUCUCAAUUUCCCAUUCUUCUGAUCGUUGGGCUGCUUGGUGGAGUUGUACUGAUUAUUCUCCUGCUGCUGUUCCUGCAUUUAUACAGAAAGUCAAAAGAUUCAUGCUGUAUCAGAUCUCAGAGGACCAAUCAGAGCACUGCUAGAGACCACAUGAUCAACCAGGACGAAACUAACCAAAGGGAAUAUGCUUCCGUUCUUCAGGAUAAUGCCUGUCUCUAUGAAACAAUCAAAGGCCCUGAAGGACCUGCAAAUGAUGAAUCCAGGGAUGCGACAUAUUCUGUGCUCGAGCUCAAAAAAAUGUCUAAGAAGGGGGGGGGAAAUGAACCGGAGGAUUGUGUUUACUCACAUGUGCAGAUGGCAUCAGCUGCAGAUUUGAAUUCAGCAGCGUCUCUCAUAGUGAGUCCUGACAGUGGGCAGCACGUCACCAAAACGUCUGUGUCACUGAGCUGUGAGGGAAACUCCACUGAUAAUCCAUCAUAACAUUUAUGUCAAAAUGGAGUUUUCAUAGAGUGUAUGAGAGCUACAACCCAGCUUCCGGUUUUGGGCAUUCUGGCUACGCAUCACUCAUUCACCAAUGGGUAAUGUUUAGAUGGAUUUUAGGAACUUCCCCUCGAUUAUAUUGGCUCUAACGGUUAAAAAUAGGUGUCAAUUGUCAAAAUCGAACGAGGGGGUCCAUAGAUAUGGAAAAUGCACCCAAAUGACCCCAGAAGUGAGGUUUUUUUUCUAAAUCUCUCUAUAAAGG